Emiliania huxleyi CCMP1516 is the source of this 1080-nucleotide messenger RNA. RefSeq lists its product as hypothetical. Gene Ontology annotation, molecular function: protein binding. The record is from RefSeq and is a predicted model, not a curated record. NCBI's taxonomy places the organism in Eukaryota, Haptophyta, Isochrysidales, Noelaerhabdaceae. Bases 1 to 1080 code for a protein of 359 amino acids. The transcript has a single exon.
AUGUCGCGCUCGCCCCGCGCACGCACCGACGACGACGCCCCGCCCACUGACUGGCUGGCCGAGCUGCCGCACGAGCUGCUUCUCCACAUCCUCGAGGGCGUCGACGACUUCUCCGACUGCGCCGCCUUCAGCCUCGCGUCGCCGCGCCUCGGCCGCCUCGCCCUGCGCAGCGACCUGCCGCGCUUCAAAGACCCUCUCUUCGCCGUGGCGAUGCGGCUGCAGCUCGCCCAGCGGGUAGCCGCGCCGCGCCGCUCGCCCCGCCUCGCCGCUGCCAUCCCCCCCUCGCCUCUGACCGAGUCCAUCCUGCGCAAGUACGCCGCCGACCGCCGCGCCAGCGCCGACUACUUCCCAUGGCUUGCGAGGGUGAGCCCGGCGCUCUGCCUCUCGACGGAGCUGGGCGGCCCCGGAGACAAUCGCAUCGAUAUCUGGAGACUGAAGCGCGGCGAAGAGAGUGGCGCGGCGCUGCGGUUGCGUUCCUUGCGGUACGGCAGCGUCGUGCACUGCGAGGGCGAGCAAGGUGCAGAGCGGCUGGUGCGCGCAGAGUGUCCCGACGGCACGGUGGAGCACUUCGAGGGCGAGCGAGACGUUGAGCGGAUGGUGCGCAAGGUGCGUGCUGAUGGCGCCGUGGUGCACUUCGAGGGCGAGCGAGGUGCGGAGCGGAAGGUGCGAACGGAUAUGCCCGACGCCGUGGUGCACUUCGAGGGCGAGCGAGGUGCGGAGCGGAAGGUGCGAACGGAUAUGCCCGACGCCGUGGUGCACUUCGAGGGCGAGCGAGGAGCGGAGCGGCAGGUGCGCAUGGUGCUUGCCGAUGGCGUUGGGCACUACGAGGGCGAGCAAGGUGCGGAGCGCCUGGUGUGCCAUGAGUUUGCCGACGGCAGCGUGUCGUACUACGAAGGCGAGCAAGGUGCGCCGCGGCUGGUGCGUGUGGUAAACGCCGGCAACGUUGGGCACUACGAGGGCGAGCGAGGUGCGGAGCGGCUGGUGCGCUCGGAGUUUGCCGUCGGCGUCGUUGGGCACUACGAAGGCGAGCAAGGUUCGGAGCGGAUGGUGCGUGUGGUACACGCCGACGGCAGCGUGUGA